AUGGACUUACCACCAAAUUUACUUCAUACUCAAGAUGUUUUUGAUUUUGGUAAAUGUGAUAAAAAUAUAAAACAUGGAUAUUUGACAAGGAAAAUAAUUAAUUUUCGUUUAAAUGAUACAGUACUUUUGUCAAUAUUUAUAAUUGUUGCUAUAAUAGCUAUUGUAAUGAAUGGUUUACCAUUAUUAAAUACCAAUUGGAUACAUGUUGUUGAACCAAAACCAAUCAAAAGAGAAGAUUCAAAAGGUGAUAUUAUUAAUUUAAUGUAUGAAUUUGAUGCUGGUUAUUUUCAUGUAUGCAGGCAAUAUAUUUUUAAUGAAAAUUUAACAGAAUAUUUUUAUGAAAAUGAAACAUUUUAUUUUACAACUGAAUGUCAUUGGAUUACUUCAUUUCAGUCUGAGGAGCUAAGUGAAUACAGUACUGCAACAAUGGCUAUAUUACAACGUACAUUUAUUCCUUCAACAAUGCAUAUAAUUGGUUGUUUUUUAAAUAUUACUGCAUUGAUAUUGGGAGUAUAUGGUUAUUUUGAUAAAUCCCUUAAGACAUUAACAUCAGCUAUAUUUUUAACUAUUGGUUCUUUAUCUGUUGCAGCUGCUGUAUUACAAGUUGUUUGUAUUGUUGAUGAUGAGAUGUCUUCACGUAUUAAACCAAAUGCAGCAGGUGAAUUAUCAUUAUAUAGUUUUAAAUAUAAUUGGGGAUUUUUUACAUCAGCAUUAAGUUUUUUACCAUUUCAAGUUUGUAUAUAUUGUCAAGUUGUUUUAUAUAUGAGACGUUUUAAAAAUUUAAAUGAUAUACAAAAAAUUGUUCCUGGUCUUUUAAGAAUGGUUUCUAAAAAAAUACCAAAUAGAAAAAUAUCUAUAUCUCCUGUUCAAAGAAAAAAUAGUAAUAUUUUUGAAAAUAAUACUAAUAGAAACUUUAAAAAUAUGAAUUAUUAUUGUGAUUAUGAAACAAAUCAAAGUAAUACUUUUAAUAUUUUUACAAAUGUAUGA
Strongyloides ratti is the source of this 987-nucleotide messenger RNA. RefSeq lists its product as hypothetical. The record is from RefSeq and is a predicted model, not a curated record. NCBI's taxonomy places the organism in Eukaryota, Metazoa, Nematoda, Chromadorea, Rhabditida, Strongyloididae. Gene Ontology annotation, molecular function: voltage-gated calcium channel activity; channel regulator activity. Gene Ontology annotation, biological process: neurotransmitter receptor internalization; regulation of AMPA receptor activity; positive regulation of synaptic transmission, glutamatergic. The coding region runs from base 1 to 987 and encodes 328 amino acids. The transcript has 3 exons. Gene Ontology annotation, cellular component: postsynaptic density membrane; AMPA glutamate receptor complex.